AUGUCCGCCGACUUCUGGGCCGGCUACGUUUCCGGAGCCAUUGGAAUCCUAGUCGGUAAUCCUCUCGACAUCCUCAAGACCAAGAUCCAAGCCGGUCCAAGUCAAGCCGCAGCUUCUGCUCCUACUUCGACUCCGACCUCCACAACCUCCACCCAUCGACGUUGGACCUCCCUAGCCCGCGGCGCCGCGGCCCCGAUCCUCGGCUACGGCGCCCUCAACGCCCUCCUCUUCGUAACCUACAAUCGUAGCCUGGCCCUCUUGUCCCCGUCAGACCCUUCUCCCGGCAUCUCUCCGACGUACCCUCCCGCGUGGUCAAUCUUCACCGCCGGCGCCCUCGGCGGCCUCGCAACCUUCUUCGUCUCCGCACCCACCGAACUCGUCAAAUGCCGCGCACAAGUCUACAACCCUCCGCGGUCGUCGGUGAGUGUCGUCAAGGAAUUGUGGAAAGCGGGAGGGGUGAGGGGGCUGUAUCUGGGUGGUGGGAUUACGAGUCUGAGGGACGCGGUGGGGUAUGGGUUUUAUUUCUGGAGCUACGAACUCAGCAAACGGCAUCUCUCCAAUGAAGACGACAGUCCGAACCAGCAGGCGAUGAAAGUUCUCCUCUGUGGCGGUCUGGCGGGAGUCGUGACGUGGGCGUCGAUUUUUCCGAUGGAUGUGAUCAAGACGAGAGUGCAGACCUGGGAUCUCGUCGGUAAGACGCCGAUGUCAGCUGCAAGUCAGCCGCUAUUAGGCGACCAGUCUUCCUCGUCGAAGAAAGUCGGCAUCAUAAGCGACAGAUCAAGCACAUACUCCAUCGCAAAAGCAGCGUACCAAACCGAAGGCGCGGCCGUAUUCUUCCGCGGGUUAGGAAUCUGCAGCGUGCGGGCCUUCAUUGUGAAUGCCGUUCAGUGGGCGGGGUACGAAUGGAUGAUGAAAGCGCUAGCUCCUUGA
Molecule: messenger RNA, 930 nt
Organism: Zymoseptoria tritici IPO323
Lineage: Eukaryota; Fungi; Ascomycota; Dothideomycetes; Mycosphaerellales; Mycosphaerellaceae
Exons: 5
Coding region: 1-930 (309 amino acids)
Biological process (GO): transmembrane transport
Molecular function (GO): transmembrane transporter activity
Source: RefSeq, a predicted model, not a curated record